Messenger RNA from Daphnia pulex (common water flea), 1534 nucleotides. RefSeq names its product lactosylceramide 1,3-N-acetyl-beta-D-glucosaminyltransferase-like. Gene Ontology annotation, cellular component: membrane. NCBI's taxonomy places the organism in Eukaryota, Metazoa, Arthropoda, Branchiopoda, Diplostraca, Daphniidae. Bases 101 to 1414 code for a protein of 437 amino acids. The transcript is spliced from 4 exons. Gene Ontology annotation, molecular function: hexosyltransferase activity. The record is from RefSeq and is a predicted model, not a curated record.
UACCGUUCUCUGUAAGAGUAACAAUGCGGGAAACGAGAGUUACGGAAUAAGCGGACUUUGUUUGUUAUUUCUCAAUCGGCUUCAUCCUCUUGAUUUAAUAAUGGGUGUCGCUACACAUUUGCGAUUAGGAUUGAUUUGGCUCAGCUUGGCAGUUACCGUCUACGUUUUCUUUGAAGCACACGAAAGACUCAACCCAACAAGUGAAUUUCGACGUGCUCAAAAUGAUUCCCAUCGCUUAACUCAGGCAUUGAAUUCGUGCGCGCAUUCAAACGAUGUUCAGCCUCCGAUUAAAGAGCAACAACACUCGUCAUCCGAUGAAAAUUUAACUGUCAUCAAUCGUGAUUUUUUCGAAUAUUUAGCCAGCCAAUUGCGUGAUACUCGGUACCCUGGCGUGGAAACUCACACUCGCUAUGUCGUGGCUAAAACUAGAAGAAAAUAUUUGCUAAACGUCAAACCCUUGCGACCCGAUUUCGGGCCCGUGUUAAACGAUGUGACAUCGUUCAAUUACCCGAUUCAAAUUUCCCGGUGUCGAGAUACGAUCGUUCGCGGUGGUCCCAGUCUCUUCGUGGCGGUUAUAUCCGCACCUCAAUACUUCCACAAACGAGACAUUAUUCGUCGAACAUGGCAACGACACUUGCAAAUGCAGUCUGAUCUUAAUUUAAUGAAUUUGGCUGGAUUCGGUUUCAUUGUCGGAUUGACGGAAGGCGAUGACGGAAUCCAGAAGCGGAUCGAAGAAGAGAGAAAGACGUACGGUGACAUUCUUCAAAUUGAAAUGAUUGACGACUAUUACAAUCUGACGCUCAAAGUAGUUGGUCUAUUGAACUGGGUAAACGACCACUGUUCUCGGGUGGAUUAUGUUUUGAAAGUUGACGACGACGUGUACGUCAAUACCCGGAAUUUGGUUACGGUCAUGAAGAAUUUAAAUUCAUCCGAGCACAGCAUGUACGGAUCUUUUUCCGAGGGCCUACCAAAUAGGGGUGGAACGUGGUACCUUAGUUUCGAGGAAUGGCCUUGGUCAAACUAUCCCACUUAUUUCAGAGGAGCGGCUAUUCUAAUGCCAGGAAUCACGAUCGGCCCUUUAUUAGCUGCUUCCCAAACGACGCCGUUUCUACCUUUUGACGAUACUUUUCUCACUGGAUUGUGUACAGCCAAAGCGGGGAUCACAGUGCGCAUUUCCGACAGAUUUUUCGUCGGAGGAGCAACAGAAGUACCUGAACCCUGUCACGUGUACACCUCUAUUACGUGGCUAACAGAUUCUGUCGCCCAGCUCAACAAUUCUCAAUGGGCUACUGAGAAUUUUUAUGAUAACCUGACCCAUUGCACUUUAAAUGAUCCCGGCGUUGCAAACCAAACGGUCAAUUCGAAAAAAGACAAAUUUCAUUUCAUUUUUUCAACGAGAGCAGAUGGACAAUAAACUCACGGUUACAUUUGAUCAGAAAAGAUUUUUCACCGGAGAAACAAACAACACAAGUACCUUAACUCUGUUGCGUUUACACCUCUAUUACUUGGCUAAUAAAAUCUGUUGUAAAAUUUA